AUGUCAGCCAAAACCAUCAUCAUCACCGGCGCUUCAAGGGGAAUCGGCCUUGCCAUAGCACGCUACCUCCUCCAGUGCCCAGCUUCUCACAACCUAAUCCUCCUUGCACGUUCGCAGGCGCCACUUCAACAACUACAAGAGCAAUACGGGGUUAACCGCGUCGAAGUCCUCACGGGUGACUUCGCGGCCGGUUCUUCACCAUCGCUGGCCGAAAGAGCAGUGGAUGUGGCGCUGAAGAGGUUCGGAAAACUAGAUGGGUUGGUUGUUAAUCAUGGGACGUUGGGACCUGUGACGAGGUUGGAGGAUUGUGAUUUGGACGACUGGAGGAAAGGGGUGGAGGUCAACUAUAUUAGUGUGGUUGGAAUUGUAAAAGCAGCAAUCCCGCAUCUACGAAAAUCCCUUGGAAAAAUUAUCUUCACCUCUUCCGGGGCUGCGACCUCAGCAACAACUGGAUGGGGACUCUACGGCUCCACCAAAGCAGCUAUGAACCAUCUCAAUAUGACAGUGGCACUGGAGGAACCAGAUAUCACGUCCAUAUCAAUCCGGCCAGGGAUGGUCGAUACAGAGAUGCAAGAGGAGCUACGAGCGAAACAUAUAGACGUUCUAGGGCCCGUGCAAGGGAAAAGGUUCGUCGAUGCUUACAAGGAGGGCAAGUUGCUCAAGCCAGAGCAGCCAGGUCAUGUUAUUGCGAAGCUUGUGCUUGAUGCCCCGCAUGCGUUGAGUGGGAAAUUCUUAACGUGGAAUGUUCCUGAAUUGGCUGCCUUCCAAGACUAA
Paracoccidioides brasiliensis Pb18 is the source of this 774-nucleotide messenger RNA. RefSeq lists its product as uncharacterized. The record is from RefSeq and is a predicted model, not a curated record. Gene Ontology annotation, molecular function: oxidoreductase activity, acting on NAD(P)H, oxygen as acceptor. Gene Ontology annotation, cellular component: intracellular anatomical structure. The transcript is spliced from 3 exons. The coding region runs from base 1 to 774 and encodes 257 amino acids.